ACGUACGAUUUAUUUCUCCCGUUUAUUGCCAAAAACUAGACAAUUCCCCUUUCGAUCUUCUUCAUUGUUCGCAUCUUCCCCCUUUUGGAGAAACCCUAAAUCGGAAUCGUAGAGAAACACCGACAUCCAACGUCAUGUUGCGAGUAGCCGGGAGGAGAUGCUCUUCUCUCUCUUCAUGGUGGUCGUCUACUCCGGCCUCCUCCGCCAUCAUCUCUCGCAAUCCAAUCAACGGUUGUGGUGUUGAUUCCACCUCCGAUGCCCCCAGAUCCGUUUCCCAUCCGAAUCCCUUAUUUCCCAAUUCCAUAUUUCUCCAUCAUAUCAGAGGUCUUUCUUCUAGUACAAUUGCUCCAACACAUGAUUUAGGGUUUGAAGUCCCUUCAACAGUUGCAGCCAUCAAGAACCCUACAUCCAAGAUCACAUACGAUGAACACAACCAUGAACGCUACCCUCCAGGUGACCCAAGCAAACGUGCAUUUGCAUACUUUGUGCUAACUGGUGGCAGGUUUGUUUAUGCAUCAUUAAUCCGUCUGUUGGUCCUCAAGUUUGUUCUUAGCAUGUCUGCAAGUAAAGACGUUCUUGCCCUUGCUUCCAUUGAAGUAGACCUGUCAAGCAUUGAACCAGGAACCACUGUGACUGUUAAGUGGCGUGGGAAGCCAGUUUUCAUCAGGCGUAGAACAGAUGAUGACAUUAAACUAGCCAACAGUGUUGAUGUGAACUCUCUUAGGGACCCACAGGAGGAUGCGAUUAGGGUUCAGAAUCCAGAGUGGCUUAUUGUUGUUGGGGUGUGUACUCAUUUGGGUUGCAUCCCUUUGCCUAAUGCUGGUGAUUUUGGUGGGUGGUUUUGCCCUUGCCAUGGAUCACAUUAUGAUAUAUCCGGAAGAAUCCGGAAGGGACCUGCUCCUUAUAAUUUGGAGGUGCCUACUUAUAGCUUCUUGGCUGAGGAUAAGUUGCUCAUUGGAUGAAAUGCUGUUUUACUGUUACGGAAAUCGAAGAAAGUUUUUGUUUUUGUUAUAAUUUUUUGUUUUUGUUCAUGUAUUCAGAGUUUUUGAAUGUGCUGCUAUAGAGUUCUAAAUAAGGCAGCAUCAGGUGGGUUUUUUUGUUUAUUUGUUGGGAAUAAUCUAUACUGGGUUUAAAUUGCCUUUUCCAAGUGACAUAUAUAUGUGAUUCUUUAAUUUUGACUCCA
This is a messenger RNA of Lactuca sativa (garden lettuce), 1183 nucleotides long. RefSeq names its product Ubiquinol-cytochrome C reductase iron-sulfur subunit. The record is from RefSeq and is a predicted model, not a curated record. Gene Ontology annotation, cellular component: membrane. NCBI's taxonomy places the organism in Eukaryota, Viridiplantae, Streptophyta, Magnoliopsida, Asterales, Asteraceae. Gene Ontology annotation, molecular function: 2 iron, 2 sulfur cluster binding; quinol-cytochrome-c reductase activity.